This is a messenger RNA of Sardina pilchardus (European sardine), 1112 nucleotides long. RefSeq names its product ras-related protein Rab-5B-like. Gene Ontology annotation, cellular component: Golgi apparatus; endosome. The record is from RefSeq and is a predicted model, not a curated record. The transcript has 6 exons. NCBI's taxonomy places the organism in Eukaryota, Metazoa, Chordata, Actinopteri, Clupeiformes, Clupeidae. Bases 336 to 989 code for a protein of 217 amino acids. Gene Ontology annotation, molecular function: GTP binding; GTPase activity.
AAAAAGCGUUGUACAGCGGAAAAAGCAACUGAAAGGAAGACACUUUUUGGUGAUAGGUACGUGAUACUUCCAGUAUGUCCUGUGGGGAUUCCUAAUGCCAACAGCGGAGGCAUCGAUGAUUUCCAUCUUUCAUCUGGCAGACGGGACUCAUUGUCCGUGAGAGGGGACCUCUGUAACCCCCACGCCCCUCCACCCCUCCGCCCGUCCUCUCCUCCCCAGCUGUCACUGCUCUCCCUUUCCCUCCCUCUCUUGCAUACCCUUUCCCCAACAUUUCUGGACCCCCCCCCCUUUCUAGCAUCAUCUCCCAUCCCCCACCCCAUCACCCCACAGCCACCAUGGCAGCACGUCCCGUUCGGCCAAACGGCCAGUCUCCUGCCAGCAAGGUCUGCCAGUUUAAGCUGGUGCUGCUUGGGGAGUCGGCAGUUGGAAAAUCCAGCCUGGUCCUGCGCUUUGUGAAAGGACAAUUCCAGGAGUUUCAGGAGAGCACCAUUGGAGCUGCUUUCCUGACACAGACAGUUUGUUUGGAUGACACCACAGUGAAGUUUGAGAUCUGGGACACGGCAGGACAGGAGAGAUACCACAGCCUGGCACCCAUGUACUACAGAGGAGCACAGGCUGCCAUUGUGGUGUACGACAUGACCAACACAGAUACAUUUGGUCGGGCAAAGACCUGGGUUAGUGAACUGCAGAGGCAGGCGAGCCCAAACAUUGUGAUUGCCCUGGCUGGAAAUAAAGCCGACCUAUCUGCCAACCGGACCGUGGAGUACGAGGAGGCGCAGGCCUAUGCAGAUGAUAAUAGCCUGCUGUUCAUGGAGACCUCUGCCAAAACUGCAAUGAACGUCAAUGACCUCUUCAUGGCCAUAGCUAAGAAGCUGCCAAAGAGUGAACCUCCGGCAGGGCCAGGAGCUGCUGGGACGGGCCGUGCAGGCCGAGGAGUGGACCUCAACCAGCCCACUCAGACCAGCAGGACUCAGUGCUGUGGGAACUAAAGAGGAUGGGGAAAGGGAGGAGAGAGAGAGAGAGGAAACAGGUAGGGCGGGAAGACGGGAAAUGAGCACAGAAUGUGACGGCUCAAUGUUAAAGGAAGAAUAGUGAAGGAUAAAUGAUGGGGU